ACUUUGGUCCGCCAUAUUUCUCUGUCGUCGUGCGCGGUGUGUGCUGCAUCUAGCUAUUCGAGAUCUCACAAUUUAGUUCCUGCCUUUUGCUUGUUUGUGUAUUCUACUGUCUUCUAUUCACGAGUCCUACUAUGGCUGAUCGUAAUCCUAUUAUGUUUGGUCCUGAAUGGCUACGGAAGUUGGCACGGGAGCGUAGUUUAACCAGACCAAAUAAUCCAAAUGCUACAGGGCCUAGGCCUAUACUGGCCAGUGGUAUGUCUGGAAAUCAAACAUCUGGUUUUGGUCUUGGCACAUCGUCUUCUGGGACAUCCAACACAACAGGAGUAGCAGUAACUACACAGAGUCAGAUAAGAGAAAAUGUGUCAAGUUCAGGAGGUUUGGGGGCUACUGCAGUACUCACACCAUCAGGCAAUCAAAACAGACACAACACAUCAAAUUCAGGUGCAGCAGGAGCCACAGCCAUACCAGGCCCAUCAGGAAGUCAAAAUAGACAAAAUGCUUCAAGCUCUGGUGCGUCUGCAAACUUGGCUUUGCCUAGUACAUCUGGAUGUCAAAACAGAAACGCAACUAACAAUCCACCACCUAAAGUAUUACUAGCAAAAUUGAGGUAUGGCAGGGAGGAGAUGUUAGCUCUGUAUGACAGAAAUGUGGAUGCACCAGAACAACUUAAAUAUUUUGAUUUACUUUACCAACCCCGGGGAAAAGUACCAUUUGCAUUAAAUACAUUUGAAGAGGAUCAUAAUUUGCGGGAAGGAAUCCGCGGUGGUCCACCAAAUAGUGGACCUUUACUAGGCGAAAGGUUUGGUGCCACUCGUGGUGCAACUCGAGGUUUAUUGAGUAACACCACUAGACGCAUUCCUUUUGUCCGACAGUUAUCUAAUGGCAGAGGUUGGCAUAGUCAGAAACCUAGGCUACCAGGAUUCAGUGCUGGUUCGCCAGAUGAUGAAACACCUACUUUACGAUCUUGGAACUCUAGCAAUGGAGCCGGACCGAGCAGGGCAACACCAACAGAACAAGCUGAAUGGGCCCAAAAUAAAUUAUUCCGGAAUAGACGACAAGUUCACAAUACUAAUUGGAGGCAAUCGGCCAGAGAAGAAGGCGAUGAAUGGCGAAUGAAUGAGGCAGCAGGAAGUAGACCACCAAACCAAGAGCGUGAAUGGCCAGAAAGAUCACAAUCAUGGGGUACAAAUCGGCGCCCAUGGUCCGACAACCAACAUAGUGAUGAUUUACCAGAAUGGGCUAUUGAUAAUCCUGAGGCAGGAGCUGGAUCAUUUGAUUCAUCAGGGGCUUUCCAUGGCUACAGCAAUGAUGACUCCAACUUACCGAAAUCCCAAGAAGCGCCAUAUCAGCUGGCUCGAUCUCAUACACAUUCGUCAUUCGCUCGAUCUAAAACCGCAGAAGAAGGUUCAGAGGAAUGGUGGGCUUCAGAGAAAGCUAAAAAACUCUCGCCUAAACGUUUCCCCCCGGGCGAUUUAAAAUUUGAGAAGACCUCAAAUCAAUCGGACUCAAAUGAAGCCGGUACAAGUGCGCGCAAUAGACCUAUGGAUUUGGAUGAUCUUCAGCAAAUUCCUGAAAAAUUGGAAAGAGGCCCAUCACCAGAUCAAAAAAACAAAGCUGCAGAGGAUUCUAAGAACCAAUAUGCGGAGAGUAAAACAUUUGAUGCCCUGAUGCGAUCUGAUAUAGACAUUGCCGAUGCUAAUGAUGACCGGAGCAAUUUUCAAUCAGUCAUGAUAACACCUAACAAUAGUCUACGACAGAAACAUCAGAAUAUAGUAACAUCUACGUCUGAUGCAUCAAAUCAACAAAAUAUAAAUCCUGGUAUCCUACAGAUGUUCCAUGGUAUGCCGCAUGGAAAUGAGAAUGAGACCCAAUCUGCUGAAGAAAGAAUUGUGGAGGAUUUGUUUGAAAUGUCUCUCUUAGAUGAACCAAACAUGCCAUUAAGAAAUAUUACAUCAAACAUGUCACAUCAGGCUUCUGGCAAUUUGUGUAUGAUUCCACAAAUGCAAUCACUCAAUACCAACAUCCAGAUGGGGCUCACCAACCCUGCACUGCAAAACCAUGCUAUAAUCAAUUCUGCACCUAAUAUGUCUAAUCCAGCCGCACAAGGCAAUAUUCAGAAUAUUGGGAUGCCCAAUUCAGUAUUGAACUCUACACUGGGACUACCAAUGGGUGGUGCUAACAAUGGUAUGGUGCUACCUUUACAAGGAGUUCUACCGCAGGCCAUGCCCAACGCCCCAAUGAAUCCUGCUAUGAAUAUACCCAUGCCGCAACAUCCCAAUGUUAUGGGCAACUUUCAACAGAAUCCACCCAUUCCUGUUAUUCCAACACCAAAUGUUGCAAACUCAUCACUAUUUUUGGGACAGCAAAAUAAUAAUUCGCAAAUUCCAACACCAAAUGAUAUUAAUCUGCAAAAUCCUGGAGCUCAAAACAAUUUAUUCCCAAUGCAUGGUUUACAACAUGCCGGCUCACAGGCGCCUUUCAACUCAAUCUAUAGUAACAUAAUGCCUCCAACAAAUCAAAAUAAUCCUCCCACACCAAAUAUGGCCGAUCAGUGGUAUUAUGAGGACCCAGAGAAAAUUAUACAAGGGCCAUUUUCGUCAAAGGAGAUGUUUAGUUGGUACAGGGCAGGCUUUUUCAACUCUGGUUUAAUGGUGCGCAGAGCGUGCGAUACUCAUAUGCGCCCACUCGGUUCUUAUGGACCUAUAGUGCCAUUCGCUCAAAGGGAAAUUAUGUCCUCAUAUCCCAUACCUGGAUUUGAGCCACGCCCGCAGCCCGCUCGAGAAAUGAUAAACCAACACGCAGGACUAGGGAUUGAUGAAUCUUUAUGGAGUCAGCCAUCUACAUCUCAGGAUUUAAUAUGGAUGCAAUCGGCACACCGCCCCAAUCCCAGGGUUAAUAACAACCUGGCGAUGUUCUUUUGGGAGUCACAGCCAUCAGCCAUUCCUACAAAUUCUAUCUUGCCCGAAGAUAUCGCCAAGGAGAUGAAAACUGAAGACGAGAUUUUAGCGCAACUGCGUGCGUCUCAAAAUAUACCGGUCUCACAGCCUUCGUUCAUUAAUGAUUCAGCCCCCGCGGCAGCCAGUGCUACUAACAGCGAGGUCCCAUUUCCCAAAGUUCCCGCCACACCGGAUCUCGUAGAACUACAAAAGUUGAUGCAACCAGAAGUUAAAAAGAAUACACAAACCCCUACUGAAGUGAACACUGAAAAAGACACGCCCAUGGACAAAGGAAUGAUUAAAUCUGAGAAAGAGGAAAAAGUUGACUCACCUGUCGAUGAGAUUAAUAAUGCGAAGCAACAACUUACUCCGGUUAAAACUGAGUCAAAAGGCCAAAAACUCGCAAAGAAUGACUCUGAAAAGAAUGUUAAAACUAAAGAAAAUAAUGUCACAAAACCUAAAAAUAAGAAAGCAAAGGAUGACAAGAAGGAUGAUAGCAUUGAAUUAAAGUCUAAGGAUGACGAUGCUAACAAACUUGCGAAGAGGUCUGUGGAAUCAUCACCAUCAAAGACUAAGAAGGAAGAAAAACAAAACAAGAAAGAAAUUGAAAAGGAGAAAAGGGAAUUGGUGAAAGACGGUUUCACUAUGGUAAAGAGUACAGAGAAAUCUAACAAUAAGGACGUAAAAAAGAAAGCAGACGAGGCUAAGGCUGCAGAAGAAGCUGAGCGUAAACGGAAAGAAGAAGAGAAAUUAGCACUCGAUGAAGAAAAGAAAAAAGUAGCUGCGGCCUCCAAAAAACAACAGGAAAUUCAACAACAGAAACAAGCAGCCGAGUCGGUGGCGAAGAAAGCUCCAUGGUCCGCAGUGGCCAAUCAAGCAACGGCCACUAACAAGGAUGGGUUAACCUUAGCCGAAAUACAGAAAAUGGAGCGUGAGAAAAAGUUGGAGCAAAUGAAGGAACAACAACAGAUGAUGCAGAUUAUCGCACAGCAACAAGCUGCUACGUUGGCUCGAGAACAGGAGAUGCAAGUUGGUCUUGGCUGGGCUAAAAAGAAGAAUACAAAUCCUAACACACCGGGACAAAGCUUAGCUGAGAUUCAGGCGGAGGCUCGGAGGCAGUCUGCGGUCGCUGCGCUGGCAGCGGUCGCGGCGCAGGCGCUGGAGGAGGCGCCGGCGCCCCUCCCCAACCCGUUGCCGUGGGGGAAUAGUGCUAAUGGUGGCUUCUGGGACACUCAACCGAUCCAACCGGCCAAGCCGGAACCCGUGAAGCCGGAGCCGCCUAAACCAGUGGACAUCAACAAGAAUAAGCUCAAAGUGACGAUCGCCGUCAACGCUCAGGCCAAGAAGGAGACCACGCCGGCCAUGGAGUUUGAGACCUGGUGCUCGCAGGCUUUAGGUUCUUGGAGCUCUAAAAUUGAUGUGCCGACCUUUGUAGGUUUUCUGAAGGACAUAGAGUCGCCGUAUGAAGUGAAGGACUAUGUAAAGUGUUAUCUCGGUGAAUCUAAAGAUUCCAGUGAUUUUGCCCGGCAGUUCCUCGAGAGAAGGUCGAAACUUCUUCGCGUCGGAAUGGUAACACCGUCCGACGAUCUCUGCUCGCCUGCGCUCGCUAUAAAUCCCCGCAACACAUCUACGUCGGACUAUCAGGAAGUUAAGGGCAAAGGCAAGAAAACGAAGAAGAACAAAAUGAUGAAGGUGGACGCGCGUAUCCUCGGCUUCUCAGUAACAGCCGCCGAGGACCGGAUCAACGUGGGCGACAUCGACACCGCCUGAUCCCGCCAGCCCCAAACCAACUCGCCUUGUGAUAACCCUUCGGGGGCUAAAUAACUUUAUCUCGUAUUCAACAGCGCAACAUGGUAUCCAUCGUUCCCUGUCCCCUCUACCGACGGCUUGAGCAAUCGAUAUAUAUGUAAAGUAACGUACACGGUUAACGUUCGUGCGACUCAUUCGCGGGAUUGCGUGUGAGAUUAGUGAUAACCGGUCGUCCUGUCUCUGUUUGCGUGCAUCUGGUUCAAUGGGUCGCAGUUACGUGCGGGUACGUUGCCUCGUGUUAGUCCGCGGGGAAAGUAGCUCCGUUUUUGUUUUUUUUUUAAUUAUAUUUUAAACUUUAAACGUUUUGCGUGGCUUUUUGUGUUUUUAAAUGCCAUGUGAAAAGUAUCCUCAGUAAUUGGAAUAACGUACGUGCUUACAAUGAAGCUCUUUCUAACAACUGUCAAUAUUAUUUCAAACGCUUUUAAAAGUUGUUUUAUAAUCAACUUUUCAUAAGCUGCUGAACUUAUUUUUUUUUUUGAAAAUUAUUGCUCUUAAAACGACAGAUUUUUUUAUUAUAUUUAUCAAACAAUGCUGAAGGUAUUUCGACACUUAUUUAAAGGCAUUUAUUAACCGAUAAAGUCAGUAUUAUUUGUUAAAAUGCAUUACCGCUUAAUUGUGUUAAACUUAAUUAACAGACAAAAAGCUUAUUAAUUUAUACUUUUACCAUAUUAAUCAUAAGCGUGAUUUGCAUUAGUGAUUCAACCUUUCAAAUGCUUAAUAUAUAUAUUAUCCGGUUCAAAUGCUGUUCACAUACGACCUUUUCGAAAUGCGUUGCGCGAAAGAAGUUUCAUUCGACACGUGUGUCGUGCUUUCCCAACACCGUUGCAAUUCGAAAAGGCCGUAAGUGAGUCGCAUUUAAACAUAGUAUUUACGUAUUAUAUCAUCGUGCUCAAUUCGUCGGUUUCGAUUCCGCGUUGUUUGCAUGUCAAUUUUUGAUAACUAGGUUACAUUUCGCCAUAUUUUUAAAGUAAUUCGAUAAGUGCAUGUAUUUGACUUCCUUUCGACGGAGCUGAGCGCAUGAACAAUUUUGAAGUGUUCACUUCGCGGCAUAAUAAAUAUAAUUUAAAUGUAAUAUAGUGCGUGUCGCUCAUCUCCCAAGAGAUGCGGGUCGAGAAUUACGUGUUUUGUGUGCCUUCAUACUGGCCAUGGUACUAAAAUAUGCACUGUGUUUUACUGUAUACAAUAUGAUAAAAAUACUUGCAGGCUCAACACUUAACAAUGUUUCGCGUGAUAUCUCUUAAGUGCAUAAUACUCGUCGAUGACAUUUACGUCAAUUUCAAUAUCACACUUUUACAUACUUUUAAAUGAUAGGAUUUCGUGAUUACAAUAAUUAGGUCAAUUUUGAUGUAGCGUUCACUAUACAUUGAUUAAUUUUUAAAUUAUAAAGGGAAUAGCGUUAAACUAAAUUCAGAAACCUGUGAAACAGCUCUGUGCAAUAUUAUACAUUUUAAUUAACAAUUUUGUGAUGUUAAAUAAUAAUAAUAAUAUUAAUACAGUAUCAUUGGUUUACAAAUAUAGUCUUCCAUUUUGACACAGACAAAUUAAAUGUAGAAUAGCCAUCUUAUAGAUAAAAUAACAUGUUUGAUAUUCGCUAUAUAUAUAUCGCAGGCAAAUGUAUAAUUCGGCCGUUUGCAUACGCGUACGCGUAUUGCGUCGACAGUUUACAAACGCUGUUUGCUAUGUAAUAUGCCGAAGGCAAAAGAAUAUAGUAAUUAAUAUCCGUAUUUCUACUUUGUUAAUAUUAUUGCCCAAUAACACAAUGACAUACAAAAUAUUUAAAAGAAAAAAUGUCACAAAACAAAUCAAGAAUAAUAAUUAUAGGCGGCUUUCGGGAAAAGAAAAAUGUUGUCGAAGAACUUGAUGCACAUCUGAAUACUUUGGCUUUAUUUAGCCGGUUUUCAUAAGCAUUUGCAGAAUCCUUGUCUGGAAUCAUUAGAAACAGCUUCUCUUGAGAAUAUCAGACUUUGGGAAAUUUCUCGUAGAUAGUUAUUUGACUGUGUUUUUAAUUCUCGUUGGUCAAACCAGUUUUUUAUGUUACCUAUAUAUGCCAAUAUGAUAAACUACUUGUCUUGUGUUCAAUACUUUACCCGAUAUUUUUGUAGCAUCUAUGGGACAUCUAGCAAUGUUUUGGAAGUUAAAAAAAACGCUAUCUCCAAUGUCUAGGAAUGUUUUAAACAAGUAGCAUUUACACUAUUUUUGGUUACUUUAUGUGUCCUAAAUCAUUACUAGACCCCAUUUUGUUUGUAUCGGUCAUAAAUUUCAAAUGAUUAGGAAUAACAUGUAUUGAAUUUUGUCUUCGUCAUAUUACAUAAUAGCGUUUGUAAAAUAAAGACUCCGCAUGGAAACGGUGAAAUUAAAUAGUUUGCCUGCGACAUACAUACUAUGGAUUUUUAAAGAAUAUUAUUAACUUGUCACGGCGGAUCUCGGACUCUACCGAGUCGGUUUUAAUCAACAUUUAUUUGGUUCGAAUGAAAGCUUUUGCGUCAUAUGAUUCAAUUGUUAAUUUAUAAUGCCUUUUGUUUCAGUAUUGUCUUUCGUUUUUAUGUUUUUGUAAAUCAAUGGUCAUUGUACAUAUAUAUUCUCAAUACAUUUUGUUUUUAGUAUCCUAGCAUGUAUAGCAUAAAUAUAUUUUAUUUCUUAAUUUAUCAACCUUCACACAGUGACGAGAAACGUUGCUUAAAAUAUAAUUUUGUUUAAACGUUACCUAAGAUUUAUUUUUCAGUAACCCGUUUGCAUGCUUAUGUUCUCAUGCUUAUUUUAACUCACUUAAUAUUUAAUCAACUAGGCGUUAAAUCGCGCAUAAUCAUUCAUCACAAAUUGGUUCGAUUGUUUUAAUCAGUGUUUCAUUAAACAUCAAUUUAUUUAACGCAACAUUGUCAUAAUUUAUAUUAUCUUAGUCUUAGCUUUUUUGAUUUAUUUGUGUGGUAAAAAACUUAAUAAUGUAGUUGUUUUAAAAUCAGUUUUAUUUAACUACUAAAUAUGUAAUGUGUCUAAUCAACUGUUGAUUUUAUGAUUCAUAUAAGUAAUGUUUAUUUGAAGUUUGCUCAUGUCCAUAAUUUGCAUUUUUAAGUCACUAGUCCUAUGCUCACAAACACCAACAAGAUAAGCUUAACAUUUCAGCUUUAAGUAUAUUGGUACUGCAAUAUAUUUGUGUACUUCUAGCAGAAUUUUCUCCGGGCUCUUAAAACAACAAUAAUUUCGUAGCAACUAAUGUUUAAUUUGAUUUUAAUAAAACAUACUGAUAAAAUGAUUGAGACGAGUUUCUGAACUGUGUACUUGUUUACGAUGCAUUUCAAUUCAAAUAGUACAUAAUACGAUUUGAAAAUUUCGUUUUGUGUCUGCCCAAUAAUUAUUAAAUUGUCAUAGCAUUUGUAGAUGUAUAUUGUGCCGUCAAUUCUUUCUAUGAAAAUAAAAUCACACGUAAAAUACGGUAUCAAUGGCUCUAUGAUGUUUUAUAUUCAAUUUAUUAUUUUCAUUAACUUUCUUGUAUCCAUCCGCAUUUUAUUUGCAUUGAUUUUUAUGUGUUUGUAAACGAGUUGUCGAGAUUGUCAGUAAUAUAAUUCAAUCAAUUUUGAACUACAAAUUACAAUACUAUAAUAGAAAACGUGUAAUAAAUACCCUUCAUUUAUUGCCCUGAAUCAGUAUAGUUCAGAUGUAAACAUAAGAAACUAGUGACUAAACAUAAUUUUAAAAUUUGUGUAUCGAUGUAUUAACGUGUUUAUCUAAAAUUAGUGUAUGUGCAAUCCCUCAAUUUUGAUCAAAGUAUAAUAAUCACCCCUUUCAAUGUAAUUGAUGUGUAGAAUGAAUACUAAAUAACUUUGCGGAUGUGACGGUAUAGCAUCGAGAUUGUCAGCUUGUUAUUGCAGACAAGGGUUGUUAGCUUUGAGCUCGCAUCCGUAAACUUAUUGAAGCCCUUUUGUAAAAUGCGCGGAAGGAAACACCAACGCUAGCGCGGAAGUUUAAAAACAAAACAAUAGGUCAAUUUGUAUAUCGAUGUUAAUAUUAUAUACUUAUUUGUAAAUUCUGUUGCGUAAAUUAUUAUUAAUACUUCGACUAUACCUACUUACAAAUGUACUUGAAGUGUGUAAAAUUGAAGUAAUGUCUCGUAUAUUUGUCAAACACUUUUUGUUAGGUGUAGUUUUGUAAACUAUUUUAAUAUUAAUAUAUAAACAUAAAGGUAACGUAAGUGUUUUUAUUUUAUAAAUGAUUUGUUUUAGAAUCGUUAUUUAUAUGUCUUGUCUAAUUUUACUGAAGCUCUCAUCUAGUGUCGAUCGUCAUGUGUUGAAUAAAAUUCACGAUCAAAUGACAGCGAUGUAAUGAAAAUUUUGUUAACGUUUAAUUGAUACUAGAUUUUAUUCACAAUUCGUUGUAAGGCUGUAUUGCGUGUUGUGAGAAAUGGCGAUAUAACUUAGUAAAAUAGAUUUUUUAAUGAUUUUAUUGAUAUGUUUGUACUAGAUAAUUUCAGUAGCCAGAAUAUUGUGCACCCGUUAUUCCUCGGUUGCAAAUUCUGAUGAGCUUUAUGCUAAGUUGCGUGUAAAAAGUAUUUGUAUAAAAUCACAUUAAGAAGGUGUAAGUGUGUAAAAUGCAGAGUUCUUAAUGGAAUUUUACACUAUUUUUAUAACCUUUACGUGGUAUCUCAAUUAAAAAAAAAACGUAAUUUCUAAAGUUGCAUUUAACCACAAUUAAGCAGACAACGGUGGGAAUAGUCGUGGCAAAUUUUAACAAGAAAUGCAUAUAUUGGCUAUAAUUCCGUAAAUGUAGAAAUAUUCUCACUGGGAAAAAGUCCUUGCCAGGCUAUUCAAGCCAUAUAAAUAUUUUUCGAACCACGUUUCAUGUUGAUUUUAUUUAGUUUCAUUUUUUUUACUAAUUUGCCUUUUACGAUAUAAUUAUUGAAGCAAUAAGUGUAUUUGUCUCAUAUAAAGCUCCUGUGCAUGUUAAAUGGCUCUGUUCUUUUAUUGAAUAUGUACGUGUAAAUAUU
Zerene cesonia (dogface butterfly) is the source of this 9723-nucleotide messenger RNA. It is a transcript of the gene Gyf, whose product is annotated as GRB10-interacting GYF protein 2. The record is from RefSeq and is a predicted model, not a curated record. Lineage: Eukaryota; Metazoa; Arthropoda; Insecta; Lepidoptera; Pieridae. Bases 132 to 4706 code for a protein of 1524 amino acids. Gene Ontology annotation, molecular function: protein binding. The transcript has 27 exons.